Schistosoma curassoni is the source of this 1228-nucleotide messenger RNA. The record is from the annotation of a GenBank genome assembly. Lineage: Eukaryota; Metazoa; Platyhelminthes; Trematoda; Strigeidida; Schistosomatidae.
GGUUCUCAAGUAACACUGAUGUGUGAUAAUGAAAGGGGUGACCAAAAGAUGAAAAAUAGUUUGAUGAAUUUAUCAAAGAUUGAAUGACUAUUUGUUUGGACUCUAUCUCGUUACACGUGAUGGUUACUUUUAUUGAUUUUUUGAAUGAUGGUCUCAUUCACAUUGGUUUUGACCUUGGUAUAGUCUAGAAAAUGUGGCAUCGACCAAUCGGAUAACUCCUAUCCUUACACUUGCUAAUCACAUACGUUUUAAUUGUGACUAGAAUGACACGUUAUCAUUGUAUUUAAACAGGAAUCAGGACGUUAACUGUGUAAUUGAUUUCAGAAAACUUGGUGAAUUACAGAGAGCAAAUAUGUUUAGAUCACAAGUAGCAGUUGUUUGGUUUCUCUUCUUUUUCCUGGUCUGCAAUGCGGAUAUCUUUGUACAGACACUAUCUGUCCGUGUUAAGGAGUGGGAUCAAAGAAUUGAAAAGGGUUCAGCAGGAGUAUCUCUAAGGUUUUUGGAUAGAUAUUGUGCAAACGUUAUGGAUGUGGUGAAGGAAUUGGAACCAAAAUUGAGAUCUGCCACUCUGUCAUGUGAUAUCGAUCACACACAAAGGCCAGAGGAUAUCCGUGUAGACAAUAUAAAGGUUGAACUGGCAGUGUUAUCGAAUGAAAUGAAAAAACUAUUUUCAUCGGAAACGUGGUCCCCAUCGUUGAAGAAUACACUUGAAUCGGGUAAUGUGAAUGUGAACAGCGCGUGGAUAAUUGAUAUCGUUUCAGUGAGUGAUCCAACAGCCGUUGGCCGUGAAUCCUAUCUGUUCCAAAAAACCUAUCCUACGAGUUCAGUAACUACUGAUAAGUGCCCUGAGCUGAAGAUCAUUAUGUCGAAUAUAUAUACUGGAUUCGGUGAAACAAUGACGAACUGCUUCUUCGAUGUGUCGACAGGAGAUAUAAGCACGACGAUGGACUACCGAGAACUUAUGAAGAAAGGGUAUUGCUGUUCAGAGCAUAAUGUAUAUAGAAGAAUUUACUGGUCUAUUUAUGAAUUACUAUACAAGGGUGAAAGCGGUGACAAUACGAUCAAAAUAACUCAACCCGAAAUAACGAUCGACAAGAAAAAUACUACUCUCGGUCACUGUAUCUAUGCUUCGUUUCCAUCUGAUGACCCAAUCAAAUCAAAUUAAAUAAACACUGUUUUAGUCUGUAGUAAACUUAACAAUAUUCUUGAAUCACAUUCUGUAAUUUUA